Messenger RNA from Athene cunicularia (burrowing owl), 799 nucleotides. Its product is annotated as radial spoke head protein 3 homolog B-like. Bases 299 to 778 code for a protein of 159 amino acids. The record is from RefSeq and is a predicted model, not a curated record. The transcript is spliced from 5 exons. NCBI's taxonomy places the organism in Eukaryota, Metazoa, Chordata, Aves, Strigiformes, Strigidae.
UCUUGAGUGUUCCCCAGCAACAGCAGCACCAGGCAGCUCAAAAAAACAUACUGCCUGCAAAAACUUGAGCACAGCUUAAUUCUGUGAAAUUUGCCCUCUUUCUAGGCCGCUGGUUAGAGACUCCUCUGUCAAGAGACGGCUCAGGUCCACAACAGGGCUGGCGGUGCAGCUUUCUGGGUCCCGUGAUGGUGAUGGGCGGAGGGACAGGUUGCCUUGUCCCAGCACCGGGUAUGUGGGUGGGACUCCAGGGUCACCCCUGCCUUUUUUUCGCAGCAGAGCCCCAGCUGGUGCCAGCCCUAUGCUGCAGCCCCGGAGAAGAGCUCUGGAGGAAGGAAAGAGCUCUUUUCCCCAGAGGCAAGAGCUCUGGCUGGAUGCCAUCCUCAGGAGUAGAGCCCAGGAGAUGCAGGUAAUCCCAUUGCCCUUGAUUGGUCUACUCAUGAAAGUCUUGGACCUCAGUGGAUCUAGUAUCCUACAUCACUGUCCUCAGACUCCAAGGCACGGAGAAGAUCUCAGGAGAGCCCUGGCCGAGGAGCAAGUGCAGGAGCAGCUGGAGCCAAAAGCACCUGAGCCUGAGGAGGUCAGAGCACACACUGCUGUGCAGACAGAGUUGUGUUCUGAUGAGCCUGGGGACCAUGGAAUAAAGGUGGAGAUGGUGUGUCAGGCAGACGUGCACCUUGAGCAACCACCCGCUUUGCUCUGCAGCCUGGCAGAAGAAGGAGGAGCCAUGGCCUGGCAAGCUAAAGGAGGAGGGGCAAAGCCAGGCUCACAAACCCUGUAGCAAAACAACCCAUAUCUGCAG